UGCUUUUUGGAAUCAACAGGACUAUUAAAGGCACGGGGUUGAGAUAGACGGCAGACUGUUUGGGUGAGUCACACUGUGGAGGAGAGGACAUCAUUCAGGAUGCCAGAGCCAGUCAAAAAAGCAGUUUCAGCAUUUGCCAAGAAACCAAAGACUCAGGAGGCAGAGGAGGGGUCCUCUGUGGUCUAUGAAGCAGAAACAGAGAAGCCUGAUGCUAAAGUAAAAUGGCAGUGCAACUCAAAGGACAUUGCCAGUGGCGACAAAUAUGUGAUCACAGCCGACGGAAACAAGCACUACCUCGCUAUAAAAGCUAUUACCAAGGAAGAUGCCAAUGUCUACGCGGUGAUAGCUGGGGGGUCAAAGGUCAAGUUUGACCUGAAGGUUGUUUCAAAGCCAGCUGAGGGGCCUGCUGAUGCACCUGGGGAGUCCGGUGUAGAACCAGAACAGGCUCCUGCUCCGCCUGCAGCAGCACCCACAGAGGACCAGACCGCUGCCCCAACACAUGAUGCUCCUCCAGCUGAGGACGGACAGCCUCCGGACACCAGACAGGACCUGAUUGGACUGUUCACAGAGAAACCCCAGAGUGGGGAGGUCACUGUAGGUGAAAACAUCACGUUUGUGGCUAAAGUGAAUGCUGAGUCAUUGCUGAAGAAACCCACCAUCAAAUGGUUCAAAGGGAAGUGGAUGGACCUCGCCAGCAAGUCUGGAAAACACCUGCAGCUAAAGGAGACAUAUGACCGCAGCAGUAAGGUUUACACGUUUGAGAUGCAAAUCAUCGCAGCCAAGCCUAACUUUGCUGGAGCUUACAGAUGUGAGGUUACAUCCAGGGACAAGUUUGACAGCUGUAAUUUUGAGUUGGCUGUACAUGAGGCUUGUGCUGCUGAAGGGCUCGACAUAAGAGCAGCUUUUAGGCGCACGAGUGAAGCCAGUAAGAAGAGAAGUGGACCACCAUCAAGUAGUACCGAUGGAAAGGAAGACUCGGGAGAGCUGGACUUCAGUACCUUAUUAAAAAAGAGAGACAGUUUCUUAAAAUCCUCAAAUCGAGCCGUGCAGGUGAGCACAGAGCCGGACCUGGACGUGUGGGAUAUUCUCAGCCAUGCGCCUUCUUCAGAAUAUGAGAAGAUUGCUUUUCAGCACGGCAUUACCGACCUGAGAGGCAUGCUCAAGAGACUGAAGAAGAUGAAGAAAGAAGAGAAGAAAAGUGCAGCUUUCCUCAAAAAGAUGGAUCCUGCUUACCAAGUGACAAAAGGACAUAAAAUAAAACUGGCCGUUGAGGUCGCCAAUCCAGAUGUUGAGGUGAAAUGGCUGAAGAAUGGACAAGCAAUUCAACCAACUGGAAGCAAGUACAUCUUUGAGAGUGUUGGCAACAUGCGCUACCUCACCAUCAACCACUGCUCCUUGGCAGAUGAUGCAGCAUAUUGCUGUGUGGUGGGAGAGGAGAAAUGCACCACUGAGCUCUUUGUUAAAGAGCCUCCCAUCAUGAUUGUGAAGAACCUGGAGGAUCAGAUGGUCAUGAAGGGCGAGCGGGUGGAGUUAGAGUGUGAAGUCUCAGAGGAAGGAGCCAAUGUUAAAUGGGAGAAAGAUGGUGUGGAAUUAACAAGAGACGAGUCUUUCAAGUAUCGCUUCAAGAAAGACGGCUGCAAACAUGUCCUGAUAAUUAAUGAGGCCACGAAAGAAGACUGCGGCCACUACAAGGUUAAAACGAACGGUGGCGAGUCUAUGGCUGAACUCUUGGUACAGGAGAAAGACCUGGAGGUCUACCAGAGCAUUGCAGACCUCACAGUGAAGGCAAAGGAUCAGGCGCUGUUUAAGUGUGAGGUGUCGGAUGAGAAUGUGAGGGGAACCUGGUACAAGAAUGGUGUAGAAGUCAAGCCCGAUGCCAGAAUAAAUAUCACCCAUAUUGGCAGGAUCCACAAACUGACCAUUGAUGAGGUCAAACCAGAGGAUGAGGGAGACUACACUUUUGUGCCAGAUGGCCACGCCUUUAACCUUUCUGCUAAACUCAACUUCCUGGAGGUGAAGAUUGAUUAUGUACCGCGCCAAGAUCCUCCCAAGAUCCACCUGGACUGUAUGGGUCGCACUGCCGAGUCAACCAUUGUAGUGGUGGCUGGCAACAAACUGCGUCUGGAUGUCCCUAUCACUGGAGACCCUGCACCCACAGUGGUCUGGACCAAAGGAGAGAGGGCUAGUUCUGUAAAACCUGACGGAGAGAAGAAAGAAGGGCCGGCAUCCUCUUGGACACUGAACGAUGGGGAAGUCGUCACAGACGGAGACGGCAGGGUCCAUGUGGAAACCACCAAAGGACACUGUGUCUUCACCAUCGAGGGGGCAGAGAGGCAGGACGAGGGAAUCUACUCUGUUGUGGUUCGAAACCCCGCUGGGGAGGACACUGCAGAUAUCAAUGUGAAAGUUGUCGAUGUUCCAGAUCCUCCCCAGGCUCCCAGAAUCCUCAGCGUGGGAGAGGACUCCUGUGUAGUCCAGUGGGACCCCCCUCUGUUUGAUGGUGGACAGCCAGUUAUUGGCUACGUGCUGGAGAGAAAGAAGAAGAAGAGCUACAGGUGGAUGAGACUGAACUUUGACCCUUAUCCGGACACGACCUAUGAAGCCAAGCGGAUGAUUGAAGGAGUGGAGUACGAGAUGCGAGUCUAUGCUGUCAACGGCAUCGGCUUGUCUCGUCACAGUUCAGCUUCACAGCCUUUCGUGCCAGUCGCCCCCACAAGUGAGCCCAUUGGACUCUGCGUUGACGACAUCAGUGACACUUCCAUCUCUCUGAAGUGGCGGCCGCCUGAGAGGAUCGGCUCAGCUGAACUUGAGGGUUAUGGCGUUGAGUACUGCAAGGAAGGCACAGAUGAAUGGAUACCAGCCAUUCAGGGUCUGACUGACCGGACAUCAUUGACCAUCAAAAAUCUCACCACCGGAGACAAGCUGCAGUUCCGUGUGCGGGCCUACAACAUGGCAGGACCCAGUGUUCCCACCACUCUGGCUCAGCCUGUCACCAUCAGAGAGAUAAUGCAACGCCCUAAAAUUUGGCUCCCCAGAAAUCUCCGCCAGACUCUUAUCAAGACAGUUGGAGAAACUGUCAAUCUUGUGAUUCAAUUCCAGGGUAAGCCCAGGCCAAAGGUCACAUGGAGCAAAGACGGGGAGCUUCUGAGCCCCACAUUCGCUAGUGUCAGGAACAGCGAUACGGAUACGAUCCUCUUCAUCCGCAGGACAGAGAGAAAUCACUCUGGGAAGUAUGAACUCCAGGUGCAGAUUGAGAACAUGGAAGACACAGCAAGUAUCACACUGCAGAUUGUUGAUCUCCCAGGGCCCCCUCAGGCUAUGAAGAUCACAGAUAUCUGGGGCUUCAAUGUGGCACUCGAGUGGAAGCCGCCGAAGGACAACGGUAACUGUGAAAUAACUGGUUACACCGUUCAGAAAGCUGACAAGAAGACCAUGGAGUGGUUUACGGUCUACGAGCAGUACAGGCGAACCAACUGCGUCGCGUCUGACCUCAUCAUGGGGAAUGAGUAUGUCUUCCGAGUCUUUGCCAUCAACCUGGUGGGUCUCAGCCCAGAGCCCUGCAACACAGCAGACAGCGCUUACAUCCAGAAAACAGGUAUCGAGUACAAGCCGCCCACCUACAAGGAACAUGACUUCUCACAGGCUCCCAAGUUCACACAUCCGUUGGUGAACCGUUCUAUCAUAGCAGGAUACAGCACGACCCUCAGCUGCUCUGUCAGAGGAACGCCAAAGCCCAAAGUGACCUGGUACAAAAACAAGAUGGACAUCUCGAAUGAAGCCAAGUACCGGAUGCUCAGUAAACAAGGUGUUCUGACGCUGGAGAUCCGUAAGCCCUGUACGUUCGACGGGGGAGUGUAUAUGUGCAAAGCAGUCAAUGACAGCGGAGAGGACAUAGUGGAGUGUAAACUGGAGGUCCGCCCUCAAGUUGCUAAAGAAGAUAAGUGAGGAGGUUGGAGCUGCUGACUGAAGAGAAGAUCGAUUUGUCUCCUGCAUGUUGACUGUUUUGUGUCACGAGAAACUCUUCACCUGCAUCACGAACUGUUUAACCCAAAUCCUUUUUUUGUGUUUGCACCACUUUCAUCUUCUGGAAUCAUCAUGUAUCGUCGUCACUGUUGUGUUAGUAUCAUGUGUACCACUGGAUUACUGAAUUCUAAUAGUCAAAGAAGGUAGCAAUGUCAUCUUGUUUCUCAGUCCUUUCAGCUGAUCUAAAGAAAUGGAUUGCAGUGUUUGGAUUUGUUUGUGUGCUUACAAAGGUCAAUAUAUAUGCUUCAAAAACACAAGUGAGUGAUUCCAUUCAGUCAUAUUCUCAAGUAGUGGCAUUACAGUGUAGUCAGUAGUGGUGAAUAAGUGGACACCAGUAAAAUUGCCAUCAUGAUAGCUUUAGCAGCCAUGGCAUUCAGAAAAUGAAUGAGAGCAUGCCAGUGAUACUCAGAGGUCCAGAGGAAUGGACAAGAGUUGUUGAGGGCUUAGUUUUAUUGUAACAAAGCCUCGCUAAAGCCAGAGGUGUGAGGCAUGUGCCUAAUGUGCACGCCACAGAUGGAUGUGUGUGAAUUGCUGGAAUAGCUAUGAUGUCCUUUUACCACUGGGGACAUGUGAGAGUGAAGAGGAACACAUGGUGGUGUUCUUCGAGCGGGAGCUGCUGUAACAUCACUCCGCAGUUCCUUUGAUGCCUUCAAUGUAAAUAUUUCCUGUGUCCUCUCAACAUGCAGCUGCAAAAGAUCCAGUGAGCCUUUGUACAUGUGCCGGGCCACUAUUAACAUAAAUGACGAAUGCCUUACAGCGCCUCCACUUUUGCCAGGUGUCUUGACACAGGGAUUCACCAAAAUCCAUAAAUUACAAGUGAAAAGGUGACACGGUUCAAAGCUAAACAGGACUUCUCAAAUGGCACGUCUGUUUCUUUAUACAACCCCAGAGGUUAUUUUUCAUUCAUCACCAAGUUACAGCUCACUACACGAGUAAAGGGAGCCAGCAGUGGUGGACAACAUGACUGGAGGUGAAAGGAAACUCCACCGAAUGGCACAAAGGGUCUUAAACCUGUUAACAGGCUUGGAAAGGUCCCGUUUAAACAAAACAGUUCAUCCCUGAAAUGAUGUCUGCUUUGGGCUUUGCAGCUGAAACUAUUUUAACAAGACCAAGUCUACAGCUAGCAGCUCUGUGGGGCACCGCAGUGCUUUAAGCUAAAUGCUAACAUUAGCAGCGGUGGAAGAAGUAGUAGAAAAGUAGCAAUACCACAGUGUAGAAUACUUAAAGUUAAAAUCUAAAGGCAGUCUAUAUGUUGCUUAAGUAAAAAAAGUAUUACCUUAAUCAUACACUUAAAGUACAAAACUAAAUGUACUAAAGCAUUAAUGUACAAACUUUAAAAUUGCAGCUGAGAAAGGUGCUGCCAAUAAAUGCAUCAUGAUUUAUUAGUUGAUUUUGUAUUUAUAAUCUGAAUCUGCAAAAUAACUGGUAACUAAAGCAGUCAAAUAAAUACUUGCAGAAUAAAAGCGGAGCAGUAGCCUACAUAUUAGCAUGCAAUGGAAAUACUCAAGUAAAGUACAAGUACCCCAAUAUUGUACUUAAAUAAAUUCACUGAAUAAUUUUCCACUACGGAAUGUCAGUUUGCCAACAUGCUCACAAUGACAAUGCUAACACGAUGAUGUUUAGUAGGAACUUAUCGUGUUCACCAUCUUAGUUCAUCGUUUAAGCAUGCUUACAUUGUUAUCUAGUAGAUGUUGAGAUAUUUCACUUUUUAAUUUUUUUUUCACUUUGACCUUACCGGGACUCUAUAGGAAAAGUCAGGGGAUCACCAAAGUAUAAAGAUUGAUUCUCUAGGGACCAUGAAUGUCAAAUUCUCAUGGCAAUCCAUCCAAUAGUUGUUGAGAUAUUUCAGUCUAGACCAAAGUGAUGGACUGCCUAGCUGCUAAAAACUGAUUUUUGGGACAUUUUUCUGAGCAGAAAUUAGACACUUUAUCUUUACUGCCAACUAAGUUUACAUAAUUUCUCUUAAGUGAUCGGACUAUUUGACGGUACUCAGUUUGGAGUAUGUAACAAAGGUUUGGUAAGUAGAACGAUAAGUCCUCACUUUUGAUUGGUCAGAGUCCAAUGGGGAACUCUGCUGGCAGUAAAAAAUGUCAAUAUUUUCAUUUUCAGGUGAUUUGACCUUUCUAUGCCAUACUGCAAUAAACAUAUUUUUUUCUAUAUUAUCUCCAAUCCCAGGAAUCAUCUGUGCAGCGACUUAAAAGUGGCAGAAUUGCCAGAAAGAAGUUUUAAACAAAUAAGAAUGUACAAAAAUUUCACAUAACAUAUUUGAUAAAGAUAACGGUCGCUGUAGUGUUUUAAUUUUAACACCAAGGUAAAUAAAAAUGGUUGUGUUCUUCCAAUUUUA
Perca fluviatilis (European perch) is the source of this 6367-nucleotide messenger RNA. It is a transcript of the gene mybpc3, whose product is annotated as myosin binding protein C3. The record is from RefSeq and is a predicted model, not a curated record. Lineage: Eukaryota; Metazoa; Chordata; Actinopteri; Perciformes; Percidae. The transcript has 34 exons. Gene Ontology annotation, molecular function: protein binding. The coding region runs from base 100 to 3945 and encodes 1281 amino acids.